AUGUCAUCGCCUACGCCUAUGAAGAACAUCGUUGUCAUUGGUGCCGGGGUUGUAGGUCUCACCACCGUGGUCAAGAUACAAGAGAAAGGCGGAUUCAAGGUCACCAUUGUCGCAGAGACCUUCCCGACUGACGCCAACCCACAAGCUGGACUGUGCUGGCACGCCACAGGUGUAUUGACCGCCGUUGAUGCGGCUCGUACCAUCUAA
Molecule: messenger RNA, 207 nt
Organism: Laetiporus sulphureus 93-53
Lineage: Eukaryota; Fungi; Basidiomycota; Agaricomycetes; Polyporales; Laetiporaceae
Exons: 3
Coding region: 1-207 (68 amino acids)
Source: RefSeq, a predicted model, not a curated record